This is a messenger RNA of Pseudopodoces humilis (Tibetan ground-tit), 2192 nucleotides long. Lineage: Eukaryota; Metazoa; Chordata; Aves; Passeriformes; Paridae. The record is from RefSeq and is a predicted model, not a curated record.
CAGCCGGGCGGGCAGCGGUGCACAUGGCAUGUCUGAUGGCGGCUUUCUCCCUGGGCAGCGCUUUGGGUGGCAGCAGCUCUGGUUGCACCAUGGCCGAGCCAAAGUCUGUGUGUGUUUCGGUGGACGAGGUGGUCUCCAAUGGCACAGACCCCCAGGACAUUCGACUCAUGAAUGGACACUUAAAAAAAGUGGACAAUGCCCUGACAGAAGCUCACAGGUUCUCCUACCUGCCCCGCAGGCCAGCUGUGAACAUUGAGUUCAAAGAACUGUCCUACUCCAUCCAGGAAGGGCCAUGGUGGAGAAAGAAAGGUUAUAAGACCCUUUUGAAAGGAAUUUCAGGGAAGUUCAGCAGUGGAGAACUCGUUGCAAUUAUGGGACCUUCAGGAGCUGGGAAGUCAACGCUUAUGAAUAUUCUGGCAGGAUACAGAGAGACGGGGAUGAAAGGAGAAAUCCUCAUCAACGGGCAGCCCCGCGACCUGCGCUCCUUCCGCAAAGUCUCCUGCUACAUCAUGCAGGAUGACAUGCUCCUCCCUCACCUCACUGUCCAGGAAGCUAUGAUGGUAUCUGCUCAUCUGAAACUUCAAGAGAAGGAUGAAGGGAGGAGAGAAAUGGUGAAGGAAAUCCUGACAGCCCUGGGUUUGCUGACGUGUGCCAACACAAGGACUGGGAGUCUUUCUGGAGGCCAGAGGAAGCGUCUUGCCAUUGCUUUGGAGCUGGUGAACAACCCUCCUGUCAUGUUCUUUGAUGAACCAACCAGUGGCUUGGACAGUGCAUCAUGUUUCCAGGUGGUCUCUCUGAUGAAGGCUUUGGCCCAGGGUGGCAGGUCCAUCAUCUGCACGAUUCACCAGCCCAGUGCAAAGCUGUUCGAGCUCUUUGACCAGCUCUAUGUUCUAAGUCAAGGUCAGUGCAUUUACCGUGGGAAGGUAACAAAUCUCGUCCCUUACCUGAGAGAUUUGGGGUUGAAUUGUCCAACCUACCACAACCCAGCAGAUUUUGUUAUGGAAGUGGCCUCUGGUGAGUACGGGGACCAGAACAGCCGCCUGGUCAGGGCUGUGAGGGAGAGGAUUUGUGACACAGACUACAAGAGAGACGUGGCUGGGGAGCACGAGCUGAACCCCUUCCUCUGGCACCGGCCCUCUGAAGAGGUAUUUUGGGCACCUCAGCUCAUGGGGCUGCAGCAGGACUCCUCCUCCACAGAAGGGUGCCACAGCUUCUCUGCCAGCUGCCUAACCCAGUUCUGCAUCCUCUUCAAAAGAACUUUCCUCACCAUCAUGAGGGACUCGGUCCUGACACACUUGCGGAUCACCUCACACAUUGGCAUUGGGCUGCUCAUUGGAUUGCUCUACCUGGGCAUUGGCAAUGAAGCCAAGAAAGUCCUCAGCAACUCGGGAUUCCUCUUUUUUUCCAUGUUGUUCCUCAUGUUUGCUGCGCUCAUGCCGACUGUCCUCACCUUUCCCCUCGAGAUGGGAGUAUUUCUCAGAGAGCAUCUGAACUACUGGUACAGCCUGAAAGCCUAUUACCUCGCCAAAACCAUGGCUGAUGUUCCUUUUCAGAUCAUGUUCCCUGUGGCUUACUGCAGCAUCGUGUACUGGAUGACUUCCCAGCCCUCCGACGCGCUCCGCUUCGUCCUCUUCGCAGCCCUGGGCACCAUGACAUCCCUGGUGGCUCAGUCCCUGGGCCUGCUCAUAGGUGCAGCCUCCACAUCCCUCCAGGUGGCAACUUUUGUGGGCCCAGUUACUGCCAUCCCAGUCCUUCUUUUCUCUGGGUUUUUUGUCAGCUUUGAUACCAUCCCAACAUACCUCCAAUGGAUGUCCUACAUUUCCUAUGUCAGAUAUGGGUUCGAAGGAGUCAUCCUCUCCAUCUAUGGACUGGACCGAGAAGAUCUGCAUUGUGACAAAGAUGACACCUGCCACUUUCAAAAAUCAGAGGCCAUCCUGAAAGAACUGGAUGUAGAAAAUGCCAAACUUUACCUGGACUUCAUUGUUCUUGGGAUUUUCUUCUUCUCUCUGCGCCUGAUUGCCUAUUUUGUCCUCAGAUACAAAAUCCGAGCGGAGAGGUAAAGGAAAAGCAGCUAAGCCAAUGCAGUAGGAGAACUUUAGACAUGCAAUAGAGGGCACUUGACAUUGUCUCACUGUGGCAGGCUGGGCCCCAGUGCCCAGCCAGAUGCUGACCGAGCCCAUGGAGAGCCACAA